CAUUCAUGGCUGGAGCUCUAGCCAAGAUCAAUCAGACGAUCCAUGUUGCCUCUGGGAAGCAUCACAGCCGUCCAUCAUUGCCGUAUAGGAGGCCCAUGAUGGUGUGUAUGUCACAAAAUAAAUCUUAUUGGGCCUCCAUCCAUGAGGAUAUUGAGUCUCAUCUCAAGCAGGCUAUUCCACUGAGGGAGCCGGUCGAAGUUUUUGAACCCAUGCGCCAUUUUGUCUUCACUUCCCCUCCAAGCACGGCCCCAGCUUUGUGUAUCGCCGCCUGCGAGCUUGUUGGUGGCCACCGUGACCAGGCCGUGGCUGCAGCUUCUGCCCUGCAUGUUAUGCAUGCAAGUGCUUAUACUCAUGAGCAGCUUCCGUUGUCGGACCGGCCUAGAGUGGUACCUACUUCCAGGCCCAUAGCUCAUCAUGUCUAUAACCCAAAUGUAGAGCUGCUCCUUCCGGAUGGGAUUGUGCCCUUUGGGCUUGAGUUAUUGGCAAGAUCCGAUGACCCGGCCCAAAAUAACUCGGGACGGAUUUUGCGGGUGAUGAUCGAGAUGACACGUGCUCUCGGGUCACAAGAAAUGGUAGAUGGGCAGUAUAAAGAAAUAUUAUGUAGCCAGUUAGAUGACAAGGAUCCACGUUACGCUGAAUUAAUAAAUUACACGUGUGAGAAAAAGGAAGGUGGGUUACACGCGUGUGGUGCCGCAAGUGGUGCAAUAUUAGGAGGUGGAAGCGAGGAGGAGAUUGAGAAAUUACGAAGGUACGGUUUUUACGUGGGAAUGAUACAGGGAAUAUCCCAAAGGCUAAUACCAAAUCAAUCGAAGAAAAUAGAAGAGUUCAAGAAUCUAGCACUCGAGGAACUAAAAGGAUUCAAUAACGAAGCUAAUAUCGAGGCGAUUUCUAGUUUCAUCAAUGUUAAUUAUAGUCAUGUUUAAGCUUUAAGAUCACGGAAAUAUAAAAUCGAUAAUGUUUUUAGUCCAAUAUAAGUCGAUAACCAAAGAAUAAUAUGUUUUUAUGGGCGGAUGAUUUAGAAGAAUCCGAAAAGGGAUUGAUGUUAAUGUCUAAGUUGUGGCCCUGUGGGUCUUAGUAUCAAAGGAUUGUAUGAAUCUCAUGUAACAAAGUGAAGUUAUCAAAAUCAAAAGUUCUGGAUUCUAACAA
Molecule: messenger RNA, 1146 nt
Organism: Pistacia vera
Lineage: Eukaryota; Viridiplantae; Streptophyta; Magnoliopsida; Sapindales; Anacardiaceae
Product: heterodimeric geranylgeranyl pyrophosphate synthase small subunit, chloroplastic-like
Exons: 1
Coding region: 6-923 (305 amino acids)
Molecular function (GO): prenyltransferase activity
Source: RefSeq, a predicted model, not a curated record